Conger conger (European conger) is the source of this 2916-nucleotide messenger RNA. RefSeq names its product D-aspartate oxidase (gene ddo). NCBI's taxonomy places the organism in Eukaryota, Metazoa, Chordata, Actinopteri, Anguilliformes, Congridae. Bases 132 to 1154 code for a protein of 340 amino acids. The transcript is spliced from 5 exons. Gene Ontology annotation, molecular function: FAD binding; D-amino-acid oxidase activity. The record is from RefSeq and is a predicted model, not a curated record.
AAACGGGCGUGAACGUGCAGCUCGACCGCCAGGUGCACGUAGAGAGGGAACCAUAAGGCGACCAGAGCUGGCAGACCGGAGUGGUCUAGCUGGGGAGUAAGGAGUGAUCGAGUGAUGUCAGAGAUCUUGCAAUGCAGCGCACGAGGGUGGUCGUGGUAGGGGCUGGCGUGGUUGGCCUGUCCACAGCAGUGUGCAUCGCAGAGGCCCUUCCAUAUUGCUCCGUGACGGUCCUGGCAGAAAGGUUCACUCCAGAUACCACGAGUGACAUUGCUGCAGGGAUUGUGAUGGGUGGCGUACCAUUUCCCGAUAUUCCUCUGCAGCAGCAGCAUCGCUGGUUUAAGAACACUUUUGAUCACCUGCUAGAGAUUGCCAGGUCCCAGCAAGCUUCAGAAGCAGGUGUCUUCUUGAGCUCAGGAUGGCAGAUUUUCCAGGAAGUUCCUGAUGAACGCAGGCCUUUCUGGGCGGAUGAUGUGCUGGGGUUUCGCUACAUGACUGAUGCUGAGCUCAAAGCAUUUCCACAGUACAAGUUUGGCCAGGCCUUCACCACUGUCAAAUGCGAGUGCCCCUUUUAUCUCCCAUGGCUAGAGAAAAGAUUUAAAAGGGCCGGUGGUCUGAUGAAAAAGGGGAGAGUGACAGAUCUCCAGGAGCUGUGUCACAAUUAUGAUUUGGUGGUGAACUGCUCUGGCCUGGAAGCACGGGUGCUGGUUGGGGACAGCGCGGUGCACCCAAUCCGGGGGCAGAUCCUCAGGGUCCAUGCCCCCUGGCUCAAGCACUUCAUCCGGGUCGGUGACGGGCACACCUAUAUCUACCCUGGCCGGGACAGUGUCACGGUGGGGGGCACCCGCCAGGUGGGUAACUGGAAGCUGGUGGCUGACGCGGGUGAAAGCGAGGCCAUCCUGGACCGCUGUUGCCGGCUAGAGCCAUCGCUUAGGGAAGCUGUGUGCCUCGGUGAGCUGGUGGGGCUCAGGCCCGGCAGGGCGAGCCCUCGCCUAGAGAGAGGGCUGCUGGAAACAGCAGGGGGCCGAAGGGUGCCUGUGGUGCACAACUACGGGCAUGGGGGGUGGGGUGUCUCCCUCAGCUGGGGUACAGCACUGGAGGCACUGAAGCUGGUCAGGGAGAGCCUGAUUGAGCUCCCACCUCCGUCACGACUGUGACUGCCCAGUGAACUACGAGUCACAGUCUAGACCAAUCAAAACCAGAUAUCACUGAUAUAAACCGCAAUUUAGACCAGUUUGCAGACUUGGUCCUGGCCCGGCAGUGUAUGCUUGUUUUUGUUACAAACAAAAACAUUAUGUUAUUUCUAUAUAAUUGCAACCCCUAAAUGAGCUGUUCAUUUUACUUUUGAGCAAUGAAACUUGGCAUUGAAUAACCUUGGACAUACUUUUGCUGCAUAGAGAACUAUAGUACCAUAAAAUCCCUUUUGCUACUCAUAGCCAUUUAUUUGCUGGUAGAAUUAAGUGGAAAAAGGUUACAUGGCAGAUAAAAGCAUGAAAAUUGAUACAGAUGUCCCUUGGCUGAUCCUAAGACAUUCUUAAAGCAAACUAAGUUUUAAAACAAAUUCAAAAUGGUUGCCACCUUGUUUGCCAAUUGAUAUAAAAUGCACUUAAAUGGCCUCUUAAAAGCAUGAAAUUUGCCACAGAUGUCCCUUGGGUGAUCCGAAGACAUCUUAAAAAGGGUGCCCAAAUAAAUCUUAAAUGGGAAGAAAGUUAUUGAGCAAAUUCAAAAUGGCUAACUAAUUUGUUGUUGUUUCACCUAAAAAGGCUGUGAACUGAACAUAGCUAUGUAAGUUUGUUAUAUUGAUACUAAUUUUCCUGCAAAUAGGUAGCUCUCAACAUAAAUCAUAAGUUUUAUAAAAUAUAAUCUUAUUCCUAAAUCUCAUUUUAAAAUAAUUUUAUAAAAAAUUAAGUUUUUCGUAAUUAUACUAUUUAUAUUUACAUUGAUAUAGAUAUAUUUAAUCAUAAUAAAUUCAGAAUAUAAUAGGACAUACAGGCAGUUAUGCCAAAGUCCUGCCAAAGCCGAGGUUGGCCAGCACACGUGGAGCGGCAUAAUUGGCUCGGCAGGGGCUGUAGGAUUGCCGUAUACAGUAGAGCCCUGAUUGCACUCGCCUCGGAGUCAGGGACGCGGGAAUUUGAGACUCUAAUAUCCUGAUCCUCCUGGGCCACACCAGCCCUUUUUGGAUAAGAUUGAACACCCCUGAGCUAGAGAUCUCGCUGAGUCACUAAUUAGUAGAAUCAGGUGUGCCCUGCACUAUACAAUCAAACUCCUUGUACCCACUAUGUAAAAACAUAUAUGUUGCAAGGUUGCAUAAUGAGGCAACUUAACAUGCCCUUACUUACCUUUGUUAAUGCACUUUGAAAGUCACUCUCGAUAAGAGUCUCUGCCAAGUGUCUAAAUGGAGUCUGGAAUAUUGAACAUGUACUCAUGAAAACAUUGAUGUAAAAAAAUUUCUUUUAAAAUUCCAUUAUACACUUACAGUAUGUCAAAAUAUACAGUUGAUGUCACCAAAACUUUGGGUUCUAAUGGACAAUUCCUGCUACUGCUGGUCUUAACUCCUUAAGGCAAUAAUCUCUGUUGGGCACCUCUACAUCCUGUGACACGAUGUGUGAUUCACACAAUCACAGAGCUGGCUCAUAGCAAAUUUUAUGAAGAUUUGUGGAGGGUGAAAAUCAAGUAUGAUUCUGUAUUUAAAUUUGCAUUUUGUUAAUGUACAUUAGUUGUAAUGUUUGGUGAAAGAAUGUACACCUACAUAUUCUAUUUUGUAUUUAUGUAUAUAUUAAAAACAUUCACAGAUUUCAUAGAUUUAAGUGCGCAAAAUCAGAAUCCCACAAAUAAGUAGCAAGUGCAAUAUGAAUGGGAUAAAAUUUUAUGCUGGUGUCUGCUUGCUUUGACAUUAAGCUUAAUAAAAUUGUGUCAGAA